GGUGUAGAUCUCCUACAUACCCAUUGGCCCCCAAGCUCAUGGGAUUGCUGCAGAAAUGGAACUUGGGUCACUCUUGACAACUCUAAGCACAUCUUUGCUCAGUUUGAAAUUGCUGGGGGUGCCGUUGAGCAAAGGAAAGGACUCGUAAUAGGAGGAGCAGAAGUGGAAUCUGUUACAAUCUGGAGUGUCCUUUGCUUAAUGUCAAACGGUUACACGUUAAGCAGAAAAAUACUGUUUAAUUGCACUGGGAAGUGAAUACUCGGUGCUAGACGGCAUUCAUCUAAAUCUAAACAAUACUGAUUCCUCCCACAGUUCACAAAUACUAUGGUUGGUGGCUUGCUGUGGGGAAGAUCUGCAGUUCCACAGAAACCAUGGUGGGGACUUUGAGUGAGCUUCUACAAGAUACACAUGAAGUGUUAGAGAGAGAAGACUUGCAAGAAGAGAGCACAUUUGAGAAGCCCACAAUGCAGGACAUGAGAGCAACACCACUACAGAGGUCAAUGAAGGUGACUCUUCAAGACCUCAGAGCAAGAAGAGAGGCAAAAGAUCUUCAAGAAAAGAAACAGCCUCAAGUCAAGCAAGAGCAACAUGGUUUCAGAGAUCGCUUUGUAAAUUUACAUUUGCUGCGGCAGUUAAAAGACAGCAAACCACAGCAAGAUGGAGAUAUAAGUGACAGCAGGCAACUGCAGAAAAGAUUAAUGUAUCUUCAGAAAACCAAAGAUUUACAUGAACAAAGUAAAAAGGGUAAAGGACAAGUACAAGAAAACUGCCAAGACCACAGUGGUGUUCAGAGUGGACUUCAGAUAAAGCUGAAGGAGUUACAAGGGAAGCUGGAACAGAAGGAGAGAGAACAUGAAGAGGUUCAGCGCCAAGUAAAAGAAAUGAACAGUCUACAGGUACAAGUGGGUGGCACUGAUUUGGAGAAGCACAGGGACCUUUUGGUGUCUGAGAAUGAUCGACUGAGAAAGGAACUGCAGCUUUUGAACAGCCACUUAGGCACUGGAAAAAAACUAGAAGUUGAAGCCUUGAAGGAACGCCUGACUAGCAUGGAGCAACGGGAAACUGAGCAUAAGCUAUUAAUAUCAGCUCUGCAGAGAGAAGUCCAGCAGAAGGCAGAGCGUCUGGCAGAGGCAGAGCUGCGACUUAGGGAUUCAGCACGUGAGAGGGUGGAGGAAGAAGAGAGGCUUAACCGCAUGUUAAGAGAGUACCAACUCUGCAACCAACCCCAGAUUAAAUACAUGGUAAAAACAGUGGAGGUGGACUCUGCAAAGACAAAGGUAGCUUUUGGUCAGUUACAAAGUCGCAACGUGUAUCUGGAGGAACAAGUUGACCUGCAACGUGAAGCUUUGCAAAAGAUGCAACAACAAGUGCAGCUGGAUCAGCAGGAAGUAUCAAAGCUUCGGGCACAGGUGAAGCUGUAUGAUCUGGAGUUGGACAAGGCACAAGCGCAGAUGGUUCAGGAGUAUCAGUCUCUCCAGGUGGAGAAGGAACAAGCUGUGGCUGAGGCCUUUGAGAAAGCACAGGGAGAGAUGAGGGCAGUUCAUCAAAGUCUGGAUGGUGUGCGGAAAAAUCUUCUUACCUUGCAGCCAGCACUUCGAACUCUGACCCAUGACUACAAUGCAUUAAAGCGACAGGUGCGGGAUUUCCCUGCUCUACUAAAUGAGGCAAUGGGAGAGGCUCGGCUAGAGUUCUCACAGGCUGUUAAACAUGUCAGUGACGCAAAUGCUGAACUACUACACAAAUACAGGAAAGAACUGCAUCUGCGUAAAGAGUGCAACAACCAGCUGGUGCGGCUUCGAGGCAAUAUCCGUGUGUUUGCACGUGUGCGGCCAAUAACCACCGAGGAUGGAGUAGGCCCUGGGGCUGAGAACAUUGUAACCUUCGACCCAGAUGAUGAUGGUGUUUUAUAUGUAGCUCAAAAGGGAAAGGAGAUGAGCUUUGAACUUGACAAAAUCUUCACACCAUCUGCAACACAGGAAGAGGUAUUCAGAGAUGUUUCUCCUCUCAUUACCUCCUGUCUGGAUGGAUACAGUGUUUGCAUUUUGGCAUAUGGACAGACAGGAUCAGGGAAAACCUACAGCAUGGAGGGGAUUCCCUCUGAUCCUGGUAUAAAUCAACGAGCGCUACGUCUGCUUCUUUCUGAGGUGAAGGAAAGAUCAAGCUCCUGGGAGCAUGAACUUAGUGUCAGCAUGGUUGAGAUAUACAAUGAGAGUCUGCGAGACUUGCUGGGGUCGGAUCCUUCAAACUCUCUUGAGAUAAAGAUCUUACCAGGCAGUGUGGGAGAGCUCUAUGUUCCUAACCUGACACAAAGGCAAGUGCAGAGUAUGGAAGAUAUCAAUAAGAUUCUGGAGUUGGGACACAAACAGCGAGCCACAGAACACACCAAUCUCAACACCCACAGCUCCCGCUCCCACGCUCUGCUGAUCCUGACAGCUAAGGGGAGAGAGACGAGCACUGGUAUCUGUUCAACAGGAAAACUUUACCUAGUAGACCUAGCAGGUUCAGAGCGGGUUUCCCGAUCGGGUGCAGCAGGAGAACGCCUGCGGGAAGCUCAGUGCAUUAACCGCUCAUUGUCUGCCUUGGGAGAUGUGAUCUCAGCUUUACGCUCACAGCAGGGACAUAUUCCCUAUCGCAACUCUAAGCUUACCUACCUUCUACAAGAGCCGCUCAGUCGGGAAGGAAAGGCGUUACUUCUCCUUCAGGUCUCCCCUGCAGAGAAGAAUAUAAGCGAGUCCCUAUGUUCUUUAAGAUUUGGGGACAGAGUGCGGGCAGUUGAGUUGGGCGCACCCUCAAGAAAAAUUGAGCAGCCACCACCAAAUGCUGAAUUGGCAGAGAGUGAAAGUCCAGUAUUACGCAGCACUAAAGGCACCUCCCUGCGGAGGAAACCUCAGGGCUCAGUGCGGCAGAGGACAAGUCCCCCAUGACCAAAUUCAUAUCUGCACUGCCAUAUCCGUUUUUUGCCACCAUAAGAUGCUUGUCGACGUUUACAAAAGUCUUAGUACAUGAGAAACAGAGGAAUUAUCAUUGACUGGGAUUCCUGCCUUUAUUCUCUGCACAGGAUUGUGGGAAAUCACUUGAACCAAAUGCUGUGACUUAAUGGAGCCCAUAGACAGGACCACACACUGCACUUUAGUCAUCACAUACUUCUUAUGUACAAAUACUUACUGCUGCCUAAUUGUAGAUAUUCUUUAUUAAUAUAUUUGUACAUUUAUUUGCACCAUUUAUUACAUGUCAAUGUUUUCUUUUGUCUAUGUUAACAUUCCUAUUUUGAAUUAAGAAAUGGAGAUAUUUUAUAUAUAUAUACACCCUGUAUAUGGCUCUUACAUGAGAGGGCAGGAUAAAAAGCUCAGAAAUUGUAUAUGCAUAAGCUUAUAUGGAACUAAAGUAUGUCAUACUGCAA
Xenopus laevis (African clawed frog) is the source of this 3400-nucleotide messenger RNA. RefSeq names its product kinesin family member C3 S homeolog (gene kifc3.S). Gene Ontology annotation, cellular component: cytoskeleton; microtubule cytoskeleton. The record is from RefSeq and is a predicted model, not a curated record. The coding region runs from base 372 to 2924 and encodes 850 amino acids. The transcript is spliced from 18 exons. Gene Ontology annotation, molecular function: cytoskeletal motor activity; microtubule motor activity; ATP binding. Gene Ontology annotation, biological process: microtubule-based process; microtubule-based movement. NCBI's taxonomy places the organism in Eukaryota, Metazoa, Chordata, Amphibia, Anura, Pipidae.